GUCUUCCCUGUGAGUGGUAAUACUCUCGUGCCAUCCCCUGUGGUAAUAAUACUCUGGUGCUUCGCCUGUGGCAAUACUCAUUCUUCAGCAAGACAGGCAGCAGUCAUGCGGUCCCAACUUGCGUGUCUGAUGGUGGUGUUGGCGUGUCAGACGACAGGCCAGGAGGUGCUGCCUUCCCUGAAAGAGGUGCCCAACACUGCUUUCUCCUGCCUGGAGCGCCCCUACGGUUACUACGCCGACAUGGAAGCCAACUGCCAGGCCUUCCACAUCUGCCUCAACGAUCUCAAGUGGUCGUUCCUCUGCCCCAACCAAACUCUCUUCAACCAGGAAUACUUCGUGUGCGACUACGCCAUCAACGUGGACUGCUCGCUGGCAGCUUCUUUCUAUUCUCUCAACGACAACUUUGGCAAAGUGGAAGACACAACAGAGGUUCUAGCAGAAUGAUUGGUCCUUCAACCCACUGUAUUCAACCCACCGACACUCAUCCAGACGAGACAAGUGGACAACACAACGGAGGCGCUGGUAGAAUGAUUGAUCCUUCAACCCACUGUACUCAACCCACCGGCACUCAUCUGGAUGAGACAGUCUAUCCAAACGACAUACAACUGAAGAAACUCAGUGACGACAAAGAGAGCACUCUACUUUUUAAGCCGCCACUGACAGCUUUACUGACUACUGAGGGAAGCCUCAGUGUGAUGCCAAAAUAUAAUGUACCUUUAUCUCGUUUUAUUGUAUCUAUGUGAGAAUGUUUGUAGCAAGACAACCUAAGGUAGAUUUAUUACUGGUUAACUUACUUGGUACCAAAGCUUUACUGACAUAUGUCAUAAUGUUAAGAGCAAAACUCAGCAGGGGUAGGUGAUGAGGGCAGUCUCUGGUGCGGGUUAUAUUUUUCAGGGAAAUAAAGCUGGGUUUGCUAGUUUUCUUUAUUAGUAAGUGCAUGUUGUCAAGUAUAACCUGGUACAGGCACCAGGCAUUCAAACAUAAUAACGUUAAUUAAAUGAAUGAUAUAAAUGUUCGUGCAGCCUACCUGUCAGGGUUAAGACACCAUGAACUUACAUGUUUAUUGUUCAGUAUGUUUAAGUUAUUCAUUAUUUAGUUAUUUCCAUCACUUAGUGUUAUGGUGUUCUACAAGACAGCUCUUAAGACAGUAGUCCCUUGGCCUUAAUCAGUGGCCUUGUUAAUUAUAAAGGAUAUGUUAUAAACCGGAGGUUACAAUACGUGAUACAGCACACUCUCAUAAUUUAUUCGUGCGGAUUAAGUUCCUGAAAUAUCCACUACUUAAGAAAUCGCAAGUUACGGUGUUAAUAACUUACGGAAAAACUGGGGCUGUGUUCAUGUCAUCCUCAAAAACCAAAACUCUUAUUUUAAUUUCUUAUUUUAUCAAAAAUUAAAAUUUUCGAUGUCUUACAAUUUAAAUGACAUUACUUGUUGAUCUAGAAGUGUGUGAAGGGAGUUAUGAACACAGGAAGUACUGUGUGAAGGGAGUUAUGAACACAGGAAGUACUGUGUGAAGGGAGUUAUGAACACAGGAAGUACUGUGUGAAGGGAGUUAUGAACACAGGAAGUACUGUGUGAAGGGAGUUAUGAACACAAAGGAAGUACUGUGUGAAGAUUUAACUUAGGAUAAUCCAAUAAAGUCUAAGACUGCGACUGUACGUGUAGCUAUAAAAGCUGCAUAAAUCUAUUUUACUUUUUGUAUCUUCAAUUCUGGUUGGUGAUGGAUGUUGACCUUGAGUUGAGUGGAGAGGGUUGUUAUGGCUCUACUGGGCCGAGCUGAAUGGCUGUGGAUGUUGGUCUGAACUAGUUAUCAUCCAUUUAUGUGAGGAGUUUCUGCACCAUCCUGCAUGUGUAGCCGCACAUAGAUGUCUUAAUCACUCCUCGAUCCAGUGGUUGCAUCAAAGAUGUCAUAUUUGGUGUUCAGUGGUCAGUCGUCACGUGAGGUCACAGACCCUGAGCUGCUUUGGGGAUUAGCGUGGACGGUUACAAAGCAUGGCUUGCUUCUGCAGUGUUUUAAAAACUGAGGUUGGAGAGUUGAAGGAG
Molecule: messenger RNA, 2040 nt
Organism: Cherax quadricarinatus
Lineage: Eukaryota; Metazoa; Arthropoda; Malacostraca; Decapoda; Parastacidae
Product: U-scoloptoxin(01)-Cw1a-like
Cellular component (GO): extracellular region
Molecular function (GO): chitin binding
Source: RefSeq, a predicted model, not a curated record